Molecule: messenger RNA, 656 nt
Organism: Numida meleagris (helmeted guineafowl)
Lineage: Eukaryota; Metazoa; Chordata; Aves; Galliformes; Numididae
Gene: IFT25
Product: heat shock protein family B (small) member 11
Exons: 6
Coding region: 107-532 (141 amino acids)
Biological process (GO): intraciliary transport
Cellular component (GO): centrosome; intraciliary transport particle B; cilium
Source: RefSeq, a predicted model, not a curated record
GGGCCGCGCCGGGGGCGGGGAGCGGGAGGCGGGGCCGCGCCGUCGCCGGGCUCCAGUGACUUCGCGCCGGGCCUUUCCCUCGGCCUUCCCCGCUCCAGGGGCCAGGAUGCCGGCCGCCGACUGGUGCCUGAGCGCGGCGGGCGCUGCUCUCGUUAUGGCCACCUCCAGCGACCCGGAGCACCCGGCCCACAACAUGGCGGACGGAAGUUCCGAAACGUUUUGGUCGACGACAGGGAUGUUCCCUCAGGAGUUCAUCAUUGGCUUUCCCAAGCGUGUGACCAUCAGCAGAGUGGCCAUCCAGUGCUACCUGGUGCGGACCUUAAGGAUUGAAAGAAGUGUGUCUAAAGACCCAGUAGAUUUUGAAGAGUGCAUUGAAAAAGAUUUGCAACACACAGAAGGACAGCUUCAAAUGGAAGAGUUUCCGCUUCCUGAUUUCCAAGCCACUUACUUGCGAUUCAUCAUCAAAUCUGCCUUCGAUCACUUCGUAUCGGUGCACAGGGUGAUCGCAGAGGGCACAGCAGAAGACACUUAAGUCUGGCUUGAAUUUGUACCUCAUCUUUUUGUUUUUCCAGGAUGGUGCGUAUUUCCUGGGGGUGAUAAUUCCAAGGCCCCACUCCUCCCUGCAAAGGCAAUAAAAUUAUACAGUGAAGCUCAAA